AUGAGUGAAACCAAAUCAAAGGACAGCUAUCAAAAAUAGAAUUUGAUCGUCGUUGGCCAACAUUACGUAUUGAAAACCUGCAUUUACAGAGGCAAGAAACAUAACUGGUAUUUGGCCCUCAAUCAGGCUCAGCCAGGUAACUACUUCAUCGUGAGAUUGGUAAUGUAAAUAAUUCUUUAAAUUCUAUUGUUAGUUCAUUUACCUGAUAGGCAAACACAAACAUCGACAGUUUACAAGAGGAAGAAAAACUCCUUAAGAAGUUGGCAAAUGGUGAGUUUUUAACUAAUAUUGUUUUCAGUUCCCUACAUGCCGACUCUUCAGAUUUCAGGAGAUGUUCGUCUGCAGAAUACCAACUAUUAUUACUAAGUAUUUGACAGAUAUGGACCAAGUCUCAAACUUUGUUUCUAAUUUGUCAAUUAUGAAUUCACAUUACCAACCAUUUGUAUGAUUGCUAUACAAAUUUUAAACAUUCUCGAAAAACUCCAUAAUCAAUCAAUUGUUCAUUGCAAUCUCAGACCCAAAAAAAUAUUAACUCAACUUGGCAAAAAUGAUUUGGUACUCAUUGAUUUCUAACAUUCAACCAAAUACAAACACAAGAAUGGCAAAUUCAUAGGAUAUGCAUCCAAAUUUUCCAAUCUCAACAAAUUAACCAAAUACUCUAGUCUAAAUCAGCAUUUAGGUUUAACUGCCUCCCCAAAAGAUGAUCUGGAAUCCCUAGGAUUUAUAUUGAUGUAUUUCCUCAAGAAGGGAGACUUGUUCAAAGUCAAAGAGCAUGGAUCCAAAAUUAAGAAAAUGGAAGAGCAAAAACUGAGAAUGAUUCCAGAAAAAUAUUGCAAAGACAUGCCAAUAGAAAUACUCCAAUACUUUUAGUUUAUCAGAAUGACCAAUGUGUAAUAGUAUCCCUUGGGUGAUUACGAAUUCCUAAAGAAACUAUUUAGAAAUUUACUUCAGUAAUUGAGUGUCAAUGAAAAAGAUUUUUAAUACGAUUGGAUCAAAAAGAUGAAUUCAUAACAAACAAGUUAACAACAAAUGCAGCAAACCCAAAAAGACUCCACUAAUCAAAACCAAACUUAAACUAAAAUUGUUAUUCAUCAACCUCAAAAUCUGGAAGGGAUUCAAGAAGUGCAAACUGAAUUGGAGAGAUCUUCAAUAAAACGAGAAUUCUAUAGAUAAAUCUCAUCCUUAUGUAUUUCUGACGAAGAAGACAAAUAAUUUGAGAGUGUUAGCACAAAAAUGCUUCAACUCCCAAAUAUGUUUGAUUUAAUAAAACUAAAAAGUUGACCAUCAUCAAUUUUGUAUCUAUCUAUAUAUUUUUA
Paramecium tetraurelia is the source of this 1316-nucleotide messenger RNA. RefSeq lists its product as uncharacterized. The record is from RefSeq and is a predicted model, not a curated record. Gene Ontology annotation, cellular component: cytoplasm; nucleus. Gene Ontology annotation, biological process: signal transduction; endocytosis; peptidyl-serine phosphorylation. The transcript is spliced from 5 exons. Gene Ontology annotation, molecular function: ATP binding; protein serine/threonine kinase activity. NCBI's taxonomy places the organism in Eukaryota, Ciliophora, Oligohymenophorea, Peniculida, Parameciidae.